AUGGCGGCCACGAUGGGCGACUUUCCCCCAGACGAGAAACGUGACUCCGUGAGCUUCGCCGUCAGUCAUACGAUAGUUAUGAUCAAAAUAUAUUCAGUUAUUGCCAACAAAUCGUUGAUAAAAAAGCUGAACCAUAAAAUGAUAACAGUUUGUGAGAGAUACGAGGAAAGAUCCCAUUUUGUGACAGUCGUGACUUAUUAUCCAAAGUUUGAAGAUGACUCAAUACUCGCCACAUCCGGCCGUGUUCUAACAACAGUAAUUUUAUACAUCUUGAUGAUAACUAUGAUACUGUCUGUUGACUCAUUCACAAUGAUUUAUUUGAUCAUGUACAAGUACAAAUUUAUAACUCUGAAACAAUACUUCGAAAAUCUGCGAAAAGAAGUAAGUAUGCUCAAUGCUAGAAAGGAAUACGAUAUGGCGACCGAAAAAAUGGCGUCUGGUCUCAUUGAAGGAAUUCAAAUGCAUAACAAGCUUUUGAGGUUAUCUGGAGAUAUCGACAAAGCGUUCGGUACAGUGAUGGCGCUCCAAGUUUGUCAAAGCUCAGGCUCAGCCGUCUCUCUCUUACUUCAAAUUGCCAUUAAAGCAUUUACAGGGCAGAAAAACGCGCAUCUGCGGACGGUGAGGGUAGCUCGCCGCCCGACCAGAACCAGACGCGUAGCGCUCCGCGCGCACCUCAAAGAGCCAAUAGACGGGCUUGAUGUUCAGCCGCGGUUGCGGGCUAAGCGCAAUGAGUCAUCGCGGCCUCGGCCCAGAGUAGGAGAAGGAACGGGGGGGUCUUUAGUCAGUAAGAGUCUGAUACUGUCUCUCGCCAUACCCUGGGCGGGAGAAGUCAUUUGA
Messenger RNA from Spodoptera exigua (beet armyworm), 837 nucleotides. The record is from the annotation of a GenBank genome assembly. Lineage: Eukaryota; Metazoa; Arthropoda; Insecta; Lepidoptera; Noctuidae.